Molecule: messenger RNA, 546 nt
Organism: Neltuma alba
Lineage: Eukaryota; Viridiplantae; Streptophyta; Magnoliopsida; Fabales; Fabaceae
Product: auxin-responsive protein IAA33-like
Exons: 2
Coding region: 1-546 (181 amino acids)
Biological process (GO): regulation of DNA-templated transcription
Cellular component (GO): nucleus
Source: RefSeq, a predicted model, not a curated record
AUGAACAGCUUCGAUCCACACAGAGAAUCUUCCUCCUUGAGAUAUAAUCAGCAAGAUAUAACAACGUCGACAAAUAUUAAUCAUAACAUUAAUCUUAUGGGUGGUUCUGCAACUCCAUCUCCUUCUUCUUCUUCGGCUAACCCUAUCAACAAUGCUUCCCACUUCACUCACGAUAAGUUCCGUGGCUUCCCUGAGCUUGACGACCACGAUCUGGCGGCCACUGUCGUCCCCGCCGUGACGGUGGUCUUGGAGGGCCGUUCCAUCUGCCACCGCAUCAACCUCCACCACCACGACAGCUACCACAGCCUCGCCAAGGCUCUCCGCCAGAUGUUUGUCGUUGACCAUGGACUGACGACGGCUGAUGACGGCGGCGAUCUUGAUCUUUCUAAUGCCAUUCCUGGUCAUCUUAUUGCUUAUGAAGAUAUGGAGAAUGAUCUUCUUCUUGCCGGCGACCUCAACUGGAAGGAUUUUGUGCGGGUGGCAAAGAGGAUUCGGAUAAUUCCAGCAAAGGAAAACUCAAGGAAGGGCAAAAGAACAGGAGCAUGA